Myiozetetes cayanensis is the source of this 489-nucleotide messenger RNA. Its product is annotated as peptidase inhibitor 16-like. Bases 4 to 489 code for a protein of 161 amino acids. The record is from RefSeq and is a predicted model, not a curated record. The transcript is spliced from 3 exons. NCBI's taxonomy places the organism in Eukaryota, Metazoa, Chordata, Aves, Passeriformes, Tyrannidae.
ACGAUGCUGAGCUCGGGUCUUCCCCCCCUUUUCCUGGUGCUCACAGUGCUGGAGCUGAGCUGGUCCCUGAGUGAUGAGGAAAAGAAGAUAAUCCUGGAUGAGCACAACAGGUACCGCUCCCAGGUCUCUCCUCCUGCCAGGGCUAUGAUGAAGAUGACCUGGGACGCGAAGCUGGAGGCUGAUGCUCAAUCCUAUGCAGAGAAGUGCAUCUGGGAGCACAACGAGGAGAGGGGCCGACACGGGAAAAACCUCUUUGCUAUGGCCCCAAGCACGGACCUCAAACAUGCUGUGGCAGAAUGGAAUGGGGAGAGGAAAUUCUACAGCUUGUUAACAUUCGAAUGUCUCCCUGGGAAGAUGUGUGGCAACUACAAACAGGUGGUCUGGGCAGGGACAGAACGCAUCGGCUGCGGGGCAAAGCUCUGUGAGAAGAUCGAAGGGAUGGAAACAGAGCACAGGCACCUGCUUGUUUGCAAGUAUUCUCCCCCGUAA